AUGCCAGAUAUUACCAAUAACCCUGUUGGUGGCCUUUACUACCCGGUUAUUAUCAUCGGAGCUGGGAUAUCUGGCAUCGGAUGUGCGUGCCAACUGCAACGCAAAUUAAGGUUUGAUCAAUUCAUGAUUUUCGAGGGUCAGGGCGGAAUUGGUGGAACAUGGUGGAGUCACCGGUACCCCGGCGUAGCUACUGACUCACCCACACCACUCUACUCUUACUCUUUCGCUCCCAAGACAAACUGGUUGGGUCCCAAGGCCACUGGCAAGGAGAUGUACGCCUACCUGCAUGCGGUUUGCGAGCAGUACAAAUUUCUAGAUAAGAUCCAAUUUGAUAGCGCCGUCACGGAGUUGAAGUGGGUUGCCACUCAGAAUGAAUGGCGGGCAACAGUCGUCACACCGCAGAGGCGAAACACUGUAAGGGCCAAAAUCGUGAUCAGCGCAGUCGGCAAGGUCGGAACUCCCGACAUGUCGAUAUUGAGAGAUAUCCCAGGCAUCGAGACAUUUCAGGGUCAUACAAUGCACACGGCGCAGUGGGAUGACUCUGUUCCCUUGAUGGGCAAAGACGUCACGGUUGUGGGUGGGGGAUGCAGUGCUGCGCAGCUCGUGCCGCAACUGUUGCUUCCCUGGAGCACGAUUGGGCCAGGAUUUGUCACCCAAAUUGUCCGCUCGCCUCACUGGGUCACUGCGGAUCCUUACUCUGGUAGAGUUUUGGAAUUAUGGAAUCAAUGCAUGCCAUUAAUUACCAGGAACAGACUAGGCGCCUGGUUGGCGCGUCUCGUGCUUCUCAGCAUCUACGAACUGUUCCACUUCACCUUCUAUUGGCCGCAUCCCAAGGGAGGCAAGCUACAUAGAUGGCUUCAACGGAGACUCACGCACUAUGUUAGCCAGCGGGCUCCUGAGGAGUAUCAUAGCAUGCUCACGCCACGAUACGCGGUCGGGUGUAAGAGACUAAUCCUCGAUCCAGGCUGGUUUGACUGCCUACAUGAACCAAGGUUUCGCCUUCAUAACUCGCCUAUCAAGCGGUUCGAGCGCUCCUCAGUAAUACUUGAACACGGCGGCCAGGAAGUCAGCGUUCCCACUGAUGUACUCAUUCUAGCGACAGGAUAUAGCCCAGGUGCAAAUCUCCUCUCGUCUAUGCGCAUCACGGGGAGAGAUGAAGCCGACCUCCAUAACAUAUGGACUGCACGGGGAGGACCACAAGGGUAUCUAGGUGUCGCAAUGGACCAUUUCCCCAACCUUUUUUUCAUCUGCGGUCCGAAUUCCUCAGUUGGGCACGCUAGUGUCAUGGCCGGCAUUGAGAACUCCAUCAACUAUAUCCUGCAAGUCGCCGAGCCUGUACUGGAAGGUAAAGUUGCAGCACUGGAGGUCAGAGAGGAGGCGUGCCUGCGGUGGACCCAGAAGGUUCAGCUAGCUUCGAGAGACUCGAUUUGGGCCAAGGGCGGCUGCACCAACUGGUACAUCGAUCCAAAUGGAUGGAACUCGAUGAUAUACCCAUUCUCCCAGUUCUACAACUUCUACACCUGCAGGUCGCCAAAUUGGUACGACUGGAACCUCACUUACACAAAGCUGGGAUUUGAUCAGCCUCUGCGAACGAGAUCGAGGUUCCCGUUGUGGAUCGUGGUCAUUAUGAUUGCUUGUUUUCUCCCCCUCUUCAUGCAUUUCGGCCUGAAGAGUGCUGUCAGAGAGACUAUUUGUUUCCGACCGAUGAGGGUCUCGAUUCUCAGCACUUCUUGA
This is a messenger RNA of Aspergillus brunneoviolaceus CBS 621.78, 1734 nucleotides long. Its product is annotated as flavin-containing monooxygenase. The record is from RefSeq and is a predicted model, not a curated record. The coding region runs from base 1 to 1734 and encodes 577 amino acids. The transcript is spliced from 4 exons. Lineage: Eukaryota; Fungi; Ascomycota; Eurotiomycetes; Eurotiales; Aspergillaceae.